AUGGGCCUGUGGCUGCAUGGCGGCGAGGCCGAUGGAAAUGGAAUGACCCCCGUUUUACUCCUGUCUGUCCUCACGGCCAUCUUGGGAUCCUUGCAAUUCGGAUACAACAUCGGGGUGAUCAAUGCACCCCAAAAGAUCAUCGAGCAGAACUACAAUGCCACCUGGAUGCACCGGCAGGGCGUGGCCAACGCCUCCUCCAUCGACCCGGCCGUGCUCAACCUCCUGUGGUCCCUCUCCGUCUCCAUCUUCUCCCUGGGGGGGAUGCUCACCUCCUUCCUGGUGGGCGUGGUCUCCGAAUGGCUGGGCAGGAAGAGAGCCAUGAUCGUCAACAACGGCCUGGCCUUCCUCGGCGGUGGCUUGAUGGGGCUGGCCAAGCUGGGCAAAUCGUACGAGAUGAUGAUCUUCGGCCGGUUUGUGAUCGGGGCUUUCUCAGGAUUUGCCUCUGGGCUUGUCCCCAUGUAUGUGGGGGAGAUCGCCCCCACCAAGCUUCGGGGGGCCUUGGGGACCCUGAACCAGCUGGCCAUUGUCAUCGGGAUCCUAUUUGCCCAGGUGUGCGGCCUGGAGACCCUGCUGGGCAAUGAGACCUACUGGCCGCUCUUGAUGGGCAUCACCGUGGUGCCCUCCAUCCUGCAGCUGCUGCUCUUCCCUUUCUGCCCGGAGAGCCCGCGCUACCUGUACAUCGUCCGAAACAAGGAGUCCAAGGCCAAAGAGAGUCUCAAGCGGCUCACCGGCUGUCAGGACGUGAGUGCCGCGUUGACAGAGAUGAAGGAGGAGAAGCGGCGGAUGGACAUGGAACACAAGGUCUCCAUCCUCCAGCUGUUCCGUUCCCGCAUUUACCGCCAGCCGCUCUUGAUCGCCGUGGUCCUGCAGCUCUCCCAACAGCUGUCGGGCAUCAACGCGGUCUUCUACUACUCAACUGACAUCUUGACCAAAGCCGGUUUGGAACAGCCCAUCUACGCGACCAUCGGGACGGGCGUGGUAAACACCAUCUUCACCAUCAUUUCGGUGUUCCUGGUCGAGCGGGCGGGAAGACGGACGCUACACCUGGUGGGCUUAUUCGGGAUGGGCAUCUGUGCCCUUUUGAUGAUGACCUCCCUCCUCCUCCUGAAAAGUGUUGCCUGGAUGGGUUACCUGAGCAUGGUGGCUAUUUUCGCCUUCGUGGCUUUCUUCGAGAUCGGGCCGGGCCCCAUCCCGUGGUUCAUUGUGGCCGAGCUGUUCAGCCAGGGGCCCCGUCCGGCCGCCAUGGCGGUGGCCGGCUUUGCCAACUGGACUAGCAACUUCAUCGUGGGCAUGAGUUUCCCCUCCAUCCAGGAGGCGAUCGGCCCUUACGUCUUCCUCAUCUUCGCCAUCCUCCUCUUCAUCUUCUCCGCCUUCACCUACCUCAAGGUGCCCGAGACCCGGGGGCGCACCUUUGACGACAUCGCCGCCACAUUCCGACGCACCCCGUCGUUGCUGGACCGGGAGAUCAAGCCCUACACGGAGCUGGACGAGCUGAGCCCGGACGGUCACGAAUGA
Messenger RNA from Protobothrops mucrosquamatus (brown spotted pit viper), 1515 nucleotides. It is a transcript of the gene SLC2A4, whose product is annotated as solute carrier family 2 member 4. Gene Ontology annotation, cellular component: membrane. The coding region runs from base 1 to 1515 and encodes 504 amino acids. The record is from RefSeq and is a predicted model, not a curated record. Lineage: Eukaryota; Metazoa; Chordata; Lepidosauria; Squamata; Viperidae. Gene Ontology annotation, biological process: D-glucose transmembrane transport; cellular response to insulin stimulus. The transcript is spliced from 11 exons.